UCCCGCCCCGUGACGCGACGGGGCCCCGCCCUGCGCUGGACCGCGGAGGUCGCCGCACCUGAAGAGAACGGGGAUUCCCGCGCCCUCACCCCAUCUCCCCGCUCCGGUCGGCGCCCCCAGACCAUGGCAGCCGUGACCAUGUCGGUGCCCGGGCGGAAGGCGCCCCCCAGGCCGGGCCCAGUGCCCGAGGCGGCCCAGCCGUUCCUGUUCACGCCCCGCGGGCCCAGCGCGGGUGGCGGGCCUGGCUCGGGCACCUCCCCGCAGGUGGAGUGGACGGCCCGGCGUCUCGUGUGGGUGCCUUCGGAGCUUCACGGGUUCGAGGCGGCGGCGCUGCGGGACGAAGGCGAGGAGGAGGCGGAGGUGGAGCUGGCGGAGAGCGGGAGGCGGCUGCGACUGCCGCGGGACCAGAUCCAGCGCAUGAACCCGCCCAAGUUCAGCAAGGCCGAGGACAUGGCCGAGCUGACCUGCCUCAACGAGGCCUCGGUCCUGCACAACCUCCGGGAGCGGUACUACUCCGGCCUCAUCUACACGUACUCCGGCCUUUUCUGUGUGGUCAUCAACCCAUACAAGCAGCUUCCCAUCUACACAGAAGCCAUUGUGGAGAUGUACCGGGGCAAGAAGCGCCACGAGGUGCCACCCCACGUGUACGCAGUGACCGAGGGGGCCUAUCGGAGCAUGCUGCAGGAUCGUGAGGACCAGUCCAUUCUCUGCACUGGAGAGUCUGGAGCUGGGAAGACGGAAAACACCAAGAAGGUCAUCCAGUACCUCGCCCACGUGGCAUCGUCGCCAAAGGGCAGGAAGGAGCCGGGUGUCCCCGCCUCCGUCAGCACCGUGUCUUAUGGUGAGCUGGAGCGGCAGCUGCUUCAGGCCAACCCCAUCCUAGAGGCCUUUGGCAAUGCCAAGACAGUGAAGAAUGACAACUCCUCCCGAUUCGGCAAAUUCAUCCGCAUCAACUUCGAUGUUGCCGGGUACAUCGUGGGCGCCAACAUUGAGACCUACCUGCUGGAGAAGUCGCGGGCCAUCCGCCAGGCCAAGGACGAGUGCAGCUUCCACAUCUUCUACCAGCUGCUGGGGGGCGCUGGAGAGCAGCUCAAAGCCGACCUCCUCCUCGAGCCCUGCUCCCACUACCGGUUCCUGACCAACGGGCCGUCAUCCUCUCCCGGCCAGGAGCGGGAACUCUUCCAGGAGACGCUGGAGUCGCUGCGGGUCCUGGGAUUCACCCACGAGGAAAUCAUCUCCAUGCUGCGGAUGGUCUCAGCAGUUCUCCAGUUCGGCAACAUCACCUUGAAGAGAGAACGGAACACUGAUCAAGCCACCAUGCCUGACAACACAGCUGCACAGAAGCUCUGCCGCCUCUUGGGACUGGGGGUGACGGAUUUCUCCCGAGCCUUGCUCACCCCUCGCAUCAAAGUUGGCCGAGACUACGUGCAGAAAGCCCAGACUAAGGAACAGGCUGACUUCGCGCUGGAGGCCCUGGCCAAGGCCACCUACGAGCGCCUCUUCCGCUGGCUGGUUCUGCGCCUCAACCGGGCCUUGGACCGCAGCCCCCGCCAAGGCGCCUCCUUCCUGGGCAUCCUGGACAUCGCGGGCUUUGAGAUCUUCCAGCUGAACUCCUUCGAGCAGCUCUGCAUCAACUACACCAACGAGAAGCUGCAGCAGCUCUUCAACCACACCAUGUUCGUGCUGGAGCAGGAGGAGUACCAGCGUGAGGGCAUCCCCUGGACCUUCCUCGACUUUGGCCUCGACCUGCAGCCCUGCAUCGACCUCAUCGAGCGGCCGGCCAACCCCCCUGGACUCCUGGCCCUGCUGGAUGAGGAGUGCUGGUUCCCGAAGGCCACAGACAAGUCGUUUGUGGAGAAGGUAGCCCAGGAGCAGGGCGGCCACCCCAAGUUCCAGCGGCCGAGGCACCUGCGGGAUCAGGCCGACUUCAGUGUUCUCCACUAUGCGGGCAAGGUCGACUACAAGGCCAACGAGUGGCUGAUGAAAAACAUGGACCCUCUGAAUGACAACGUUGCAGCCUUGCUCCACCAGAGCACAGACCGGCUGACGGCAGAGAUCUGGAAAGAUGAACAUGGGGGCUUCCAGCAGUUCUCUUUCCUUGGCUUCUUCCCACCGUCGCCCCCAGGAUCUGCAGAGAGGUGCAGCUCUGCUAUUUCUCCGCCAGGGGUGGAGGGCAUCGUGGGGCUGGAACAGGUGAGCAGCCUGGGCGAUGGCCCACCAGGUGGCCGCCCCCGUCGGGGUAUGUUCCGGACAGUGGGACAGCUCUACAAGGAGUCCCUGAGCCGCCUCAUGGCCACACUCAGCAACACCAACCCCAGUUUUGUCCGCUGCAUUGUCCCCAACCACGAGAAGAGGGCCGGGAAGCUGGAGCCGCGGUUGGUGCUGGACCAGCUUCGCUGCAACGGGGUCCUGGAGGGCAUCCGCAUCUGUCGCCAGGGCUUCCCCAACCGCAUCCUCUUCCAGGAGUUCCGGCAGCGAUACGAGAUCCUGACACCCAAUGCCAUCCCCAAGGGCUUCAUGGAUGGGAAGCAGGCCUGUGAAAAGAUGAUCCAGGCGCUGGAACUGGACCCUAACCUCUACCGCGUGGGACAGAGCAAGAUCUUCUUCCGGGCUGGGGUCCUGGCCCAGCUGGAAGAGGAGCGAGACCUGAAGGUCACCGACAUCAUCGUCUCCUUCCAGGCAGCUGCCCGGGGAUACCUGGCUCGCAGGGCCUUCCAGAAGCGCCAGCAGCAGCAGAGUGCCCUGAGGGUGAUGCAGCGGAACUGCGCGGCCUACCUCAAGCUGAGACACUGGCAGUGGUGGCGGCUGUUUACCAAGGUGAAGCCACUGCUGCAGGUGACGCGGCAGGAUGAGGUGCUGCAGGCACGGGCCCAGGAGCUGCAGAAAGUGCAGGAGCUACAGCAGCAGAGCGCCCGCGAAGUUGGGGAGCUCCAGGGCCGAGUGGCACAGCUGGAAGAGGAGCGCGCCCGCCUGGCAGAGCAAUUGCGAGCAGAGGCAGAACUGUGUGCAGAGGCCGAGGAGACGCGGGGGAGGCUGGCAGCCCGCAAGCAGGAGCUGGAGCUGGUGGUGUCAGAGCUGGAGGCUCGCGUGGGCGAGGAGGAGGAGUGCAGCCGUCAAAUGCAAAGCGAGAAGAAGAGACUGCAGCAGCACAUACAGGAGCUAGAGGCCCACCUUGAGGCUGAGGAGGGUGCGCGGCAGAAGCUGCAGCUAGAGAAGGUGACAACAGAGGCAAAAAUGAAGAAAUUUGAAGAGGACCUGCUGCUCCUGGAAGACCAGAAUUCCAAGCUGAGCAAGGAGCGGAAGCUGCUGGAAGAUCGUCUGGCCGAGUUCUCAUCCCAGGCAGCUGAGGAGGAGGAGAAGGUCAAGAGCCUCAAUAAGCUACGGCUCAAAUAUGAGGCCACAAUCGCAGACAUGGAGGACCGCCUACGGAAGGAGGAGAAGGGUCGCCAGGAGCUGGAGAAGCUGAAGCGGAGGCUGGAUGGGGAGAGCUCGGAGCUGCAGGAGCAGAUGGUGGAGCAGCAACAGCGGGCAGAGGAGCUGCGGGCCCAGCUGAGUCGCAAGGAGGAGGAGCUGCAGGCUGCCCUGGCCAGGGCAGAAGACGAGGGUGGGGCCCGGGCCCAGCUGCUGAAAUCCCUGCGGGAGGCUCAAGCAGCCCUGGCCGAGGCCCAGGAGGACCUGGAGUCUGAGCGUGUGGCCAGGACCAAGGCGGAGAAGCAGCGCCGGGACCUGGGCGAGGAGCUGGAGGCGCUGCGAGGCGAGCUGGAGGACACGCUGGACUCCACCAACGCACAGCAGGAGCUCCGGUCCAAGAGGGAACAAGAGGUGACGGAGCUGAAGAAGACUCUGGAGGAGGAGACUCGCAUCCACGAGGCGGCAGUGCAGGAGCUGAGGCAGCGCCACGGCCAGGCCCUAGGGGAGCUGGCGGAGCAGCUGGAGCAGGCCCGGAGGGGCAAAGGUGCAUGGGAGAAGACCCGGCUGGCCCUGGAGGCCGAGGUGUCCGAGCUGCGGGCAGAACUGAGCAGCCUGCAGACUGCACGUCAGGAGGGUGAGCAGCGGAGGCGCCGCCUGGAGUCACAGCUGCAGGAGGUGCAGGGCCGGGCUGGUGAUGGGGAGAGGGCACGAGCGGAGGCUGCUGAGAAGCUGCAGCGAGCCCAGGCUGAACUGGAGAAUGUGUCUGGGGCGCUGAACGAGGCUGAAUCCAAAACCAUCCGUCUUAGCAAGGAGCUGAGCAGCACAGAAGCCCAGCUGCACGAUGCCCAGGAGCUGCUGCAGGAGGAGACCAGGGCGAAAUUGGCCUUAGGGUCCCGGGUGCGAGCCAUGGAGGCUGAGGCAGCCGGGCUGCGUGAGCAGCUGGAGGAGGAGGCAGCUGCCAGGGAACGGGCGGGCCGUGAACUGCAGACCGCCCAGGCCCAGCUUUCCGAGUGGCGGCGGCGCCAGGAGGAGGAGGCAGGGGCACUGGAGGCAGGGGAGGAGGCACGGCGCCGGGCAGCCCGGGAGGCCGAGGCCCUGACCCAGCGCCUGGCAGAAAAGACAGAGACCGUGGAUCGGCUGGAGCGGGGCCGCCGGCGGCUGCAGCAGGAGCUGGACGACGCCACCAUGGACCUGGAGCAGCAGCGGCAGUUUGUGAGCACCCUGGAGAAGAAGCAGCGCAAGUUUGACCAGCUUCUGGCAGAGGAGAAGGCAGCUGUACUUCGGGCAGUGGAGGAACGUGAGCGGGCCGAGGCAGAGGGCCGGGAGCGUGAGGCUCGGGCCCUGUCACUGACACGGGCACUGGAGGAGGAGCAGGAGGCACGUGAGGAGCUGGAGCGGCAGAACCGGGCCCUGCGGGCUGAGCUGGAGGCACUGCUGAGCAGCAAGGAUGACGUCGGCAAGAGCGUGCAUGAGCUGGAACGAGCCUGCCGGGUAGCAGAACAGGCAGCCAAUGAUCUGCGAGCACAGGUGACAGAACUGGAGGAUGAGCUGACAGCGGCCGAGGAUGCCAAGCUGCGUCUGGAGGUGACUGUGCAGGCUCUCAAGACUCAGCAUGAGCGUGACCUGCAGGGCCGUGAUGAGGCUGGUGAAGAGAGGCGGAGGCAGCUGGCCAAGCAGCUGAGAGAUGCAGAGGUGGAGCGGGAUGAGGAGCGGAAGCAGCGCACUCUGGCCGUGGCUGCCCGCAAGAAGCUGGAGGGAGAGCUGGAGGAGCUGAAGGCUCAGAUGGCCUCUGCCGGCCAGGGCAAGGAGGAGGCGGUGAAGCAGCUUCGCAAGAUGCAGGCCCAGAUGAAGGAGCUAUGGCGGGAGGUGGAGGAGACACGCACCUCCCGGGAGGAGAUCUUCUCCCAGAAUCGGGAAAGUGAAAAGCGCCUCAAGGGCCUGGAGGCUGAGGUGCUGCGGCUGCAGGAGGAACUGGCCGCCUCGGACCGUGCUCGGCGGCAGGCCCAGCAGGACCGGGAUGAGAUGGCAGAUGAGGUGGCCAAUGGCAAUCUUAGCAAGGCAGCCAUUCUGGAGGAGAAGCGUCAGCUGGAGGGGCGCCUGGGGCAGUUGGAGGAAGAGCUGGAGGAGGAGCAGAGCAACUCGGAGCUGCUCAAUGACCGCUACCGCAAGCUGCUUCUGCAGGUAGAGUCACUGACCACAGAGCUGUCAGCUGAGCGCAGUUUCUCAGCCAAGGCAGAGAGCGGGCGGCAGCAGCUGGAACGGCAGAUCCAGGAGCUACGGGGACGCCUGGGUGAGGAGGAUGCUGGGGCCCGUGCCCGCCACAAGAUGACCAUUGCUGCCCUUGAGUCUAAGUUGGCCCAGGCUGAGGAGCAGCUAGAGCAAGAGACCAGAGAGCGCAUCCUCUCUGGAAAGCUGGUGCGCAGAGCUGAGAAGCGGCUUAAAGAGGUGGUGCUCCAGGUGGAGGAGGAGCGGAGGGUGGCUGACCAGCUCCGGGACCAGCUGGAGAAGGGAAACCUUCGAGUCAAGCAGCUGAAGCGGCAGCUGGAGGAGGCCGAGGAGGAGGCAUCCCGGGCUCAGGCCGGCCGCCGGAGGCUGCAGCGUGAGCUGGAAGAUGUCACAGAGUCGGCCGAGUCCAUGAACCGUGAAGUGACCACACUGAGGAACCGGCUUCGACGCGGCCCCCUCACCUUCACCACCCGCACGGUGCGCCAGGUCUUCCGACUAGAGGAGGGCGUGGCAUCCGACGAGGAGGCAGAGGAAGCACAGCCUGGGUCUGGGCCAUCCCCGGAGCCUGAGGGGUCCCCACCAGCCCACCCCCAGUGACCCUACCCUGUCCCCAGAUGCACUAACAGAUGGGGCCCAGCCCCCUUCCUCCCUGGACCCCACGGGCCCCUGUCCCAGGAACCCCGCCCUCUGACUUCUUGCCCUUUGGAAAUGGUGCAGCACUCUGGCAUUUAUCACCCCCACCUGGGUCCCCUGCAACCUCCCAUCAAAGGAUGACCCCUAAACACAGAGGAGCGGGGCAGGCAGGGAGGCAAGGACUGGAGCUACUUUGCUUGUUGGGGGGCUGGGUACAGUUGGCAAGCUGUGUUCCCAUCAGCUCCCUGUCCUCCUUUCUUCCCUCGUUAUUGAUCUAUAGACAUUAGGAAGGGAGUGAGACGGCUCCUCCACCAUCCUCAGCCAGUGCAACCCAUUCCCUCUGCUUCUCUCUCUCUCUCUCUCCCUCCCUCUCCUUCCCUACCCUCUCACCGUCUUUCUUGGCCUCUCUGAGGGUCUCUCUGUGCAUCUUUUUAGGAAUCUCGCUCACUCUCUCUCUACGUAGCCACUCUCCUUCCCCCAUUUCUGCGUCCACCCCUGAACUCCUGAGCGACAGAAGCCCCAGGCCUCCACCAGCCUUGAACCCUCGCAAAGGGGCAGGAUAAGGGGACCCCUCUCACUCCUGCUGCUGCCCAUGCUCUGCCCUCCCUUCUGGUUGCUCUGAGGGUUCGGAGCUUCCCUCUGGGACUAAAGGAGUGUCCUUUACCCUCCCAGCCUCCAGGCUCUGGCAGAAAUAAACUCCAACCUGACUGGA
Molecule: messenger RNA, 6982 nt
Organism: Gorilla gorilla gorilla (western lowland gorilla)
Lineage: Eukaryota; Metazoa; Chordata; Mammalia; Primates; Hominidae
Gene: MYH14
Product: myosin heavy chain 14
Exons: 43
Coding region: 124-6234 (2036 amino acids)
Biological process (GO): mitotic cytokinesis; actomyosin structure organization; regulation of cell shape
Cellular component (GO): myosin II complex; cytoplasm; myosin filament
Molecular function (GO): actin filament binding; microfilament motor activity; ATP binding
Source: RefSeq, a predicted model, not a curated record